Messenger RNA from Myotis brandtii (Brandt's bat), 1763 nucleotides. RefSeq names its product leukocyte immunoglobulin-like receptor subfamily A member 6. The transcript has 8 exons. Lineage: Eukaryota; Metazoa; Chordata; Mammalia; Chiroptera; Vespertilionidae. The annotation marks the transcript as partial. The record is from RefSeq and is a predicted model, not a curated record.
GCCCUGAGCUGCACAGUUGGAGGGUGAGUGUGUCCCUGCUGAUCUGAGCUCUGCAGGCCACAGGGACCCAUGUCUUCCUGAGGCGUCUCCAGGCCUGGGUGGCACUGUCCAUGAACCUUGGCCUCCUCCAUCUGCUCAGCUGAGGCCACAGAAAGAAGACGCCAUGACCGCCACCCUCAGGGCCCUGCUCUGCCUCGGGCUGAGUGUGGGCCUCAGGACCCCAGUGCAGGCAGAGACCCUCCCCAAGCCCACCAUCUGGGCUGAGCCAGGCCCUGUGAUCCCCAGCGGGAGCCCCAUGACCAUCUGCUGUCAAGGAACACGAAAGGCUAAGGAGUACCUAAUUUAUAAAGAGGGAAGCCCAGCACCAUGGAAAGAACAGAAGUCACUGAAGCCUGGGGACAAGGCCAAGUUCUCCAUCACACGCAUGACAGAGCGUGAUGCAGGGAGAUAUCGCUGUUACUACCUCAGCCCCACUGGCUGGUCAGGGCACAGUGACCCCCUGGAGCUGGUGGUGACAGGAUUCUACAGCAAACCCAGCCUCUCAGCCCUGCCCAGCCCUGUAGUGCCCUCAGGAAGGAAUGUGACCCUCCAGUGUGGCUCAGGGCAGGGAUUUGACAGGUUCAUUCUGACUAAGGAAGGAGAUCACAGGCUCUCCUGGGCCCUGGACUCACAGCCACAUUCCAGUGGGUGGUCCCAGGCCCUGUUCCCUGCAGGUCCUGUGACCCCCAGCCACAGGUGGAUGUUCAGAUGCUAUGGCUGUUACAGGAACAGCUCCCAGGUGUGGUCACACCCCAGUGAUGACCUGGAGCUCCUGGUCUCAGGUGAGGGAGCACCUGACACUAACCCCUCCUCCAUGGAACCUGGGUCCCCAGCUGUUGAAAAUGGUAGUGCCUAUGUUCUGUAUAAAGACAGGCGCUCUGAGCCCUGGGAUACGAGGAUCCCACAGGACUCCAGCAUCAAGGCAGGUGUCCUCAUUGGAGCCACGACCUCAACACAUGCAGGGCUGUACCAGUGUGCAUAUUACACCACCGAGGACAUACUCUCAGAGCUGAGUGACCCCCUGAUCCUGGUGGUGACAGGUAAGGGAGACACCAGGUCCCUCCCCACUGUGGGCUCCAGGUCACAGGCAGAGGGAAUACAGUGUGGGCUCAGGGGGACCUCACCCCUCACAGAACACACCUGGGGCGUGAGGGUGACGGUCCCUUUAACACAGACCCUUUCUCCUCCCUCAGGAGUGGGCAGUGCACCCUCCCUCUCAGCCCAGCCAAGCCCUGUGGUGUCCUCAGGAGGGAACAUAUCCCUCUCCUGUAGCUCACAGCUCCCAUCGGGCCAUUUCCAUCUGCUGAAGGAUGGAGGGGCUGACCCGCCCCAACACAUGGAAGCAGAACCCAGGAUGCAUGCUGGGAGGUGGCAGGCCCAGGCCAUCUUCCUUCUGGGCCCCGUGAGCCCCUCCCAUGGGGGGACCUACAGAUGCUAUGGUUCUUCCAGCUCCUACCCCAACGUGUGGUCACAGCCCAGUGACCCUCUGCACAUCGAGGUCACAGGUGUGCACAGGGAGCCCGCCCUCUCAGCCCAGCCAGGCUCGCUGGUGCUGCCUGGACACAGCCUGACCCUCCAGUGCCACACGGAGGCCGGCUUUGACACAUUCGCUCUGACCAAGGAUGAGGGGCUCGCACCCCCCCAGCGCCUCGAUGGGCAGCACAGCCCCCUCUUCCCCCUGGGCCACGUGAGCCACACCCACGGGGGCCGGUACCGAUGCUACA